UCUGCGUUGAAACGACCAUGUGGGGAAUUCCGAUUUAUGCUCAUUUGUGCUCAGCUCCAGCUGCUGUUGAACAGCACAUACAUGCAUGUGCAUAAAAGUUAAACCAAUGGGUGCAGAAGCGCCCCAUUGCGCUUCUUUUGAGGAGAAUCACAAUUUCUGGUGGAAUGGUGCAACUUAGAGACGACGAUCACAUCUGUUUGUGUACUCUACAAACACAACAGGACGUAGCAUACCAACAGACUCACCAAGAUGCAGAAUUGAACAUAGUGGCAGGUGCGAGGCUCUUGACAGUGCGGAUUGCCAGCCUCGCGACACAAUUUAAUGUCAGGGGCGCCGUGGAGCCUGACUAAAUGAAUUAAAAGCUGCAGCUCCAAAAAUGGCUUUGUUAAGGCUGGCACUUUCCCAGGCCGCACCUGCCUCCAAGCGUCUGCGUCUGGAAUUGCCUCCAAGCCAGCUUUUUGCAAGAACCGCUCCUUAUGUUACUGCACUGUUCAAAGACGCCCGUGCAACAUUAAAACCGGACGCGCUUCGACCAUCAGAGACAGGCAGCUCUUAUGAUCGUUUUCCAUUUGUUCAAUUCCCCCACCGUGCAUCCUUUCUUCUGCACUCCCCCAGACAUGGGAGCUCGUUUGGCGCCCUCGCUCUAGGCCAAGCAUGUGCCCUCCGGACUUUCGCAAGCAGUGCGACAAGCGGGGAAGCUCUUGAUCCGCCUAGCGCUCCUCAACCAAGUGCGGCCUCUGAUGACGUGUCUGGAGCUUCUUCCUUCGUAGACACUGUCAAAGAGGGACUGGAGAAGGGCCGGCAGGGGGUGGAGACUGCCUGGGCAUCUCUACCCCCCUCCGUGCAUGAGGUCCUCAAUCCUAAAACCCCUGUAUUUGUGGUGGCAGCCCAGGAGCUCGGCCUCCUGACUGCCGUCAUCUUCACCUGGUUCAAGAUGCCGCGCUGGUUCCGCAGACUGCACGACUAUACACAAUCCCGCACCCUCCAAACCAAACGGUUCAAAAGCGAGGAAACUUCUGAGCAGUCCGGCCAGGGACCAGCCUUGCUUAUGGAGCCAGCCCCCGUCCCUUAUGAGCAGAGCAUAUGGGCUGCCGCCGAGGAGCCGGCGAGGCUGCUUGUGACAGUGGGGGCACUGGCACACCUCAUUGGGCUUGUGGCGCCUCACGCUCUGCCUCCCGAGUACCUACACAUUGCCUGGCGGGGCGCUGUAGUGGGCUCGUGGCUCUGGUUCCUGUACCGCUAUAAGAACACGUGGUUUUCACGCGCAAAGACGAACCCAGCGCUCAGCAGAGCUGAGAAGGAUCGCUAUGUAGCUGCGGAAAGGCUGUCGACGGUGGCGCUGGUCGUUCUCGGGAGCAUGGCCGUCGCGGAAACAACAGGGGUAGCGGUGCAAUCCAUCCUGACAGUCGGCGGAAUUGGGGGCGUGGCAACCGCUUUUGCUGCGCGCGACAUCCUGGGCAACUUCCUGAACGGGGCCGCCCUGUACCUGUACACACCGUUCUCCAUCGGAGACAACAUCAAGGCGGGCUCGCUCGAGGGUACUGUCGUCGACAUUGGGCUGCACUCGACGCACCUGGUUGACCAAGAUAAGCACGCCGUGGUGGUUCCCAACUCCUUUUUCUCGAACCAGGUGAUCACUAACCGGUCACGCACCGAGGGCCGCCUCCUGUCCGCAAAGAUUCCGCUUCCGCCCGGGCUGGUCGACCGGGCACCCGAGCUGACGGCGGAGCUGCGCGAGUACCUGCGGAACCGGCCCGAGGUGGCAGUUGGCAAGGAGGCGCCCAAAGUGUACCUAUCCAGCCUGGGGAGUCCGGCCAACGCGGUUCUUCUGCCGGAGGUCACGCUGACGUGUCACACCACCGUCAUGGGCUCCGCUGAAUACGGCUUGUUGCUUGAAGACAUUCUCCAUCACGCAGCGCAGCUCGUCGAGAAAAAGGAGCGAGAAGGCGAGCGGGGCUUAUCCGAGCCACAACCAUGAUGGAAUCGGGCAGACUCCUCGUGCCUCCUGGAUAGAUCCGUUCUUUGUUCACAACAAUAUGUCAUCUGUUUUUGGACACAGCAGACUCGGAGGAUAAUGCGUGCACCAGUGUCUCUUUGAAAUUUGUCACGUACCUGAAUCUAGCGGAAUAGGCGAACUCGGUUCUGGGGAGUCGCUGCACCAUUCGUCUUGUAGGUUAUAUAUGCGCUAUGCAGAUUGAGAGGGGGGCCAGCCAUCAAAUGGUCUGCGUCCAGCGCUGCUUAGCAUGCUAGUAGGGUUCUGUACAGGGUGUCUAUGUAUGCAUGCGCCGUGCUCUUCCAAGACCGUCCAUGCAUGUACCUCAUAUGGGACAGAUCAGAUUCGGAUAGUAAUUGGAGGCCAGUACCCAGAUAAGCGCGGUAGAAAUCUGUUUACAAGUAAAGGUACCUCUUUCGCAGGAUCGCUUAAACAAACAAUUGAAUACGUGUAUCAUAACAAUAAACCUGGUGGGAUUUCAAGUUAAUAAGCUUCCAAUGAAAUCUCAUAUAUUCCGUGCUGUUAGCCAAGAUAGACCAAGCGAGAGUAUGCUGCAAGCUCAGGAGGUGACUGCUUGGCAAAGGGGAAAAUGUCGGGC
This is a messenger RNA of Klebsormidium nitens, 2591 nucleotides long. The record is from the annotation of a GenBank genome assembly. Lineage: Eukaryota; Viridiplantae; Streptophyta; Klebsormidiophyceae; Klebsormidiales; Klebsormidiaceae.